UCUUAUCACAGGUUAAUUUUUCAAAAAUAUUAACAAUGAUUUAAGCAAGGAAAGGGCUACAUGUCAACAUACAACUCUUUAUUUCUAUUAAUGUCUUACUUCAUUCCUACCUGAUUGACAUGUCUAGGAAUCAGUAGCGUCGUUAGGCCUAUUUUAGGGGUGCUGAAGCCUCCCUAAAAUAUUCUUAAGCCCCCCUAAAUAAUUUGGUGGGGGUUUUGGGGUUUUUUUUAGUUUUUUUUUAACUCGGUUGGUCCCUUUCACUUUACACUGUUAAGGUAGCGUCAGUGCUUCGUUAUCCAAUCCGUUCCAGUUGUUCACAGGAGACAUCCACAUUGCUGAAAAUCCAGUCCUCGUUUUCACUGCUACUUUACACUCCGCUCGUAUACACCUGCGGACACACUAGCGUACAUGCUGCAAACAGCAAGAAAUCAUGGAUAUACGCAAGUUUUUCAAGAAAGAGUCAGGGCAGAAGCGAGUGAGAGGGGAGAGACCUCUGCUGGAGAGGGUGAGGCAGAAGGAGAGGCUGAGGGAGAAAAAGGUCAACAGGCAAGUUCAAGUCAGAGAGAGCAAGGAGAGACAGAGGAGCUGCGGCAAAUGGAUCGAGAGGCAGAGGAAGAUCAAGUUAGGAGAGCAAACAGGCCAAGAGAGGAAAAAUGAUGAAGCAGCUGCAGCAACUCAUUCUACUACAGGGUUUGAUUUAGGUGACAAAGACACAGGGCCCAGACAGGUGAAGCUGAAGAGCUAUCCACAUGAUACUUUUGGUACACAGAAGCGAGCAUUUAACCACAGCUGGUUUGAAAAGCACAGCUGGUUAGAAUAUUCAGUCAACCAGAAUGCAGCUUUCUGCUUCCCAUGUAGAGUGUUUGGCAAAAACAUCAAACAUGAUAGUUUGGUCAGUUGCAAGAACUGGAAGAAAGCUUUAGUCAUCUUUGGCAAGCAUGAGAUGGCUCAAACACAUAAGGACAGUGUUGUUACAUGGAAAAGCUACCAGGGAACUAGCAAACAGGGAAACGUUGCACAGAUGAUAGCAACUGCAAAUGUGAGUGAGAUAGUCGAAAGAAGAGAGUAUCUCAGACGAAUUGUUGCAGUCACCUCUAUGUUAGGGAGACAGGGACUCCCUUUUCGUGGCCAUGAUGAAGGUGAAGACAGCCCGAACAGAGGGGAUUUUCUUGCGUGCAUGGAGCUUUUGAAGGAGUUUGAUCCUUUUCUUCAAAAACAUAAUCCCCCAUCAAAUGCACAGUGUGUCUCACCAACAUCCCAGAAUAACAUGAUUGACUGCUGUGCCCAGGAAGUUACUAGUGUCAUUGUAUCUGAAAUGACAAAGUCUAAAGUCUAUGCCAUCAUGGCCGAUGAGGCAAGGGAUGAAAAGGCAGAGCAGUUAGCUGUUUGUGUCAGGUAUGUGUCAGAGGGGGCAGUGAAGGUUUCCUUGCACUUGCAGAGAUAAAAUCAUUUGAUGCCCAGUCCAUUACAAAUGAGAUUCAGCAGCAGAUCCAAAACAAUGGUCUUGCAGAGCUUAAGUGUGUAGCACAAACAUAUGAUGGUGCAGCCGUUAUGAAUGGCUCCACUGGAGGUGUACAAGCACAUUUUAGAAGGCUCCAUCCUGAGGCUGUCUAUGUGCAUUGUUAUGCUUAUCAACUCAACCUGGUUUUGUGCAAUACUUGCAAGGCUGUCCCAGAGGCUGUGGAGCUUUUCAGCUUGUUGGAGUGUGUGUAUUCUUUCUUCAGCACCUCCCUAGACAAUCAUCAUAAGUUCAUGGAGACUCAGGCAAAGCUUGGAUUGACAAAAACUGAGCUUGUGCAACUUUCAAACACUCACUGGGCAUGUCAGUUGCGAUCAAUCAGUGCAGUUUUUUAGACAUUGCCUGCCAUUUUGGAGUGCCUUUCUGCAAUUGGAUCCCCCAUAGCUGUCGGUCUCAGAGCAAAGCUCUACAAGUUCUCAGCAGUCUAUGCACUACUGAUGUUUCAGUCGAUUCUGUCUGUAACCGAAGGACUCCACAAAUUCCUACAAAAAGAGACUUUAGACCUGGCAGAAGCUUUUAUCUGCAAACAAGCUGUGUGUGACACACUUAAGGGCAAACACUCAGAUGCAUUUGCUACAGAGUUGUGUGAGAAAACCAAGGCCCUGUGUAACACCCACAGUAUCCCUGAACCAGGUGUCAAGACAAGGCACAAACAGAGGAAAAUGGAGGAUUUUGUCCUGGAGGCAACUGUGGGUUCACGCACUGAAUUGAACAACUCAGACACAUUGAAAAGAGAGUUACUUUUCCCUUGUGUGGAUCGGAUGGUUGGCAAGCUUGAUCAAAGAUUUUGCAGUGUAGAUGUAGGGCUGCUAAAAGGCAUCCAGGCAUGCAGUCCUAAAUCUGAGAACUUCUUGAGUGAACCACACUUGAAUUAACUUGAAAGCACUACAGAGUUGACCUGAAAAAAGAGGAGGUUCUGGUGGCCAGAAACUUUCUUACCCGGAAAACAGAGGCUGGAUGUCCACCCAAAAACAUGUUGUCUGUGUACAACCUCCUUGAUUCAGACAUGUUUCCCUCUCUGAAGGCAACCAUCCAAGUUGCCCUAACAGUGCCUGUCAGCAGCUGCUUGUGCGAAAGGUCCUUCAGUGCACUGCGUCGGCUGCACUCCUGGCUGCGUCAAACAAUGGGUCAGAAAAGAUUCACAGUCUUGCAGUCAUGUCUACUGAAAGUGGCCUAGGAUGUUUUAUAUGUCCAAAAAAGUAGGAAAACUAUUUCUCAGUCUUUGUUUUCUGUUUGUGAAAUUUUGUGCUCAUUCGCUACGUUCGUUCAUAUCGUGUGCAUCUCUUGGGGGCUAAGCCCCCCCCUGUCCUUAAAACCUAGUGACGCCCCUGCUAGGAAUUGUGAGUGAUUGGCUCACUGUAGGGGUAAAAGUUGUUACCAAUCAAAUUAUGAUAUGGUAAAGUUAAAACAAAACACAACUGACUGUUUUAUAUUAUAUCUAAUAUAUGUUAUGUAAUUAUCCUUAUAAUUACAAAAUGUUUUAUGUAAGA
This is a messenger RNA of Oreochromis niloticus (Nile tilapia), 3009 nucleotides long. RefSeq names its product zinc finger MYM-type protein 1-like. Bases 431 to 1444 code for a protein of 337 amino acids. NCBI's taxonomy places the organism in Eukaryota, Metazoa, Chordata, Actinopteri, Cichliformes, Cichlidae. The transcript has 3 exons. The record is from RefSeq and is a predicted model, not a curated record.